AUGACAUUUGGAAAUUAUGUUUUAUUUAAUUUACUUGUUGCUAUUCUUGUUGAAGGAUUUUCUACAGAAAAAAUGGGUAAUAAUUCUGAUACUGGAAGACAUAGCCGUUCAAAUUCAAAUAAUUUAUCACCAUAUAAAUCAAUAAUUAAAAUUCGUUCAUCUCAACUUCAAUCAUUAUCAUCAUCAACAACACAAAGUUUUCAUACAUGUAUUGAAUCAAUGGAUAAAUAA
Molecule: messenger RNA, 231 nt
Organism: Rotaria sp. Silwood1
Lineage: Eukaryota; Metazoa; Rotifera; Eurotatoria; Philodinida; Philodinidae
Source: the annotation of a GenBank genome assembly